AUGACAGACAAAUUGUCCGUGCUCUUUGUCUGCUUAGGCAACAUCUGCCGAAGUACGAUGGCUGAAGGCGUCUUUCGGUCACUAACAAAGUCCCACCCUCUCAUUGGCGAUAUUGACUCUGCUGGGACGGGAGCAUACCAUGUCGGCGACUCUCCUGAUGACCGAACCAUGGAGACUCUUCGUCGACACGGCAUCUCCGACUACGACCACGGCGCGCGCCAGGUAUCUGUGCAGGACUUUUUCGACUACGACUACAUUUUCGCAAUGGACGCGUACAACCUACGGGAUCUACAAAGACUUCAACGUAGAGCCGAGAGCAAAGGGAAGACGGAUCCAGUUCGCGCGAAUGUCAUGAUGUUUGGAGAGUUUCACGGUACUGGUAGGCAAGGCAAAGCUGAGGAAGUGGUUGAUCCGUAUUAUGGUGCCGACAAUGGCUUCGAGGUCGUUUAUGAACAAGUCGCUAGGUUCACCAAGAACUUUCUGGAGCAAGUCGUCGACAAGAAGGGAUGA
Messenger RNA from Exophiala spinifera, 510 nucleotides. RefSeq lists its product as uncharacterized. Gene Ontology annotation, molecular function: protein tyrosine phosphatase activity. The record is from RefSeq and is a predicted model, not a curated record. Gene Ontology annotation, biological process: protein dephosphorylation. Bases 1 to 510 code for a protein of 169 amino acids. The transcript is spliced from 2 exons. Lineage: Eukaryota; Fungi; Ascomycota; Eurotiomycetes; Chaetothyriales; Herpotrichiellaceae.